This is a messenger RNA of Numida meleagris (helmeted guineafowl), 4235 nucleotides long. RefSeq names its product ectonucleoside triphosphate diphosphohydrolase 5 (gene ENTPD5). The record is from RefSeq and is a predicted model, not a curated record. Gene Ontology annotation, cellular component: membrane. The transcript has 14 exons. Gene Ontology annotation, biological process: nucleoside diphosphate catabolic process. The coding region runs from base 197 to 1486 and encodes 429 amino acids. NCBI's taxonomy places the organism in Eukaryota, Metazoa, Chordata, Aves, Galliformes, Numididae. Gene Ontology annotation, molecular function: GDP phosphatase activity; UDP phosphatase activity.
CCUCCAUUCCGUGGCUUCCGUUACCGCCCGCUGCCGUGGAAACCGGGCGGCGACGUGCAACCCCCGCGCCGGGCGGCGCGCUGCGUGACGCGCGGUGCCGGCGGGAUGUGGCGCCGGCGACGCUCCGAGCGGCCGGAUCUACUCCAGCUCUACAACUGUUGACCCAUGCUUGACUGCCCCAAGUGAUCCUGGCAGGAUGACAUCUUCCAGACCCCCUAUCCUUCUGGCACUGGUGUUUUCUUCUUUGUCCCAUGUUCUUUCCCAUUCAAACAGAGAUAUGUGGUUUCAGGAUCUCUUUCCACCUAACGUGUGCCCUAUAAAUGCCAAGACCAACACUUUUUAUGGCAUAAUGUUUGAUGCAGGAAGCACUGGAACCCGGAUCCACAUUUAUACCUUUGUGCAGAAGAGCCCAGAAAUCCUUCCAGAGUUGGAAGGGGAAAUAUUUGAGUCUGUGAAGCCAGGUCUUUCUGCCUAUGCUGAUCAGCCUGAAAAGGGUGCUGAAUCCGUCAAAAGAUUGCUGGACAUGGCCAUAGAUGCUGUGCCACCUCAUCUCUGGAAGAAGACUCCAGUAGUGUUAAAAGCCACAGCUGGACUGCGCUUACUGUCAGAGGAGAAGGCUCAGGCUCUACUUUCGGAGGUGAAAGAAGUCUUUGAGGAGUCACCAUUUCUUGUUCCAGAGGAUAGUGUUAGCAUCAUGGAUGGGUCUUAUGAAGGAAUUUUAGCCUGGAUCACUGUGAACUUUUUGACAGGGCAGCUGUCUGGCCAGAACCAGCACACUGUUGGGACCCUGGACUUGGGAGGAGCCUCAACCCAGAUCACGUUUCUGCCACGGUUUGAGGAAACCUUGAAGGAAAGCCCUAGGGAUUUUCUUACCUCAUUUGAAAUGUUUAACAGCACCUACAAGCUCUAUACGCACAGCUAUUUGGGUUUUGGAUUAAAAGCUGCCAGACUAGCAACUCUUGGAGCUUUGAAUACGGAAGCUGCAGAUGGACAAAUGUUUCGCAGUUCUUGUUUGCCAAAGCAGCUGGAAGCAGAGUGGCACUUUGGGGGAGUGAAGUACCGGUACGCUGGCAACAAAGAAGCAGGAGAAACAGGAUUCAAGCCCUGCUACCUGGAAGUACUGAAGGUUGUCAAAGGAAAACUGCACCAACCAGAUGAGAUUCGUGGAAGUUCCUUCUAUGCUUUCUCCUAUUACUAUGAUCGAGCAGCUGACACCAACCUAAUUGAUUAUGAACAGGGAGGAGUUCUGGAAGUGAGAGAUUUCGAAAGAAAAGCCAAAGAAGUCUGUGAUAACAUGGAGAGGUUCAACUCAGCCAGUCCAUUCCUCUGCAUGGAUCUCACUUACAUCACUGCUUUAUUAAAGGAAGGUUUUGGAUUUAGAGACAACACACUCUUACAGUUAACAAAAAAAGUGAACAACAUAGAGACAAGCUGGACUUUGGGUGCUACCUUUCACUUAUUGCAGUCUCUGGGGAUAACGUAUUGAACUGUGACAUUCCUAUGGAUUUCAGCAUUUCUGAAAGUUUGAGAAAGCAAACUGAAAUCUCCAGGUAUGUUAUCCAGCUGGAGUCAGUCACAGAGUAGAAAAUGGACCAAAGCUAUAAAACAGAUCCUCACCUGGGAUUGGCAUUGCACAUAAUGAAAGUUGCCACAAUAUAAUUGUGAUUGUCAUAAAUAAUCCAGAAGCUGCCUUCUGAAAGUCAAAAGGCCUAAACUCCUGCAGAGUAUCUGCAAGGGACUCAAAGACAGCUUUCACCAGCACAUUCGUAUAGCAUCCCAUUGCUAAAAGCACAGCAUACCUGGGACAUGGUGGUAAACUACAGACGUUAUUUCUACUCCCCCAUUUACUUUAAGCAUACAGUACUGAAGUUUGCUUGCAAGACAUUAAAUACAGAAAUUACAGAUGACACCAACAGUCAUUCAGAGAAAAGUAAACAGUAACUCUGGAUGCUCCCAGCCUCAGUAUUCCAAGUACCCAGCUGUUAGCUAAUAUAUUGCAAGAUGACAUCAGUCUUUCUAUAAGCACUCUUUGGGUAUAGUUUUAGGAAAGAUGUUGGCUGAAACAUAGGCUGUACCACACCAAGCAUUUCUUUAAGCAGUAGUUUCUUAAGCAACAUGUGUGCCGAAUGGUUUGCAUGACUGUCUUUGUGCUGCUCUUUAAAAGUCUGUACUUUUUUUUUUUUUAAAGUCUGUACUGUAUGGCUGCACAUCUGGAUAUCAGGCCUUGAUUCAUUUUAGCAUCUACAGUCGUGACACACAGUUGUGCAGGCACAAAACAAGGCAGCAAGAUACGCACAUAUGCCAGACACAUGAACUCCACUGCCAAAAGAAAUGCUUGCCACAUUAUACCACAAGGAAAUUAAGGAUGCAGUCCGAUAAAGUGUCUGAUUUAAUAGUUCACUUUGCCUUGACCACCUUCUAUUCAAUGCGGAAUAUGGAACUUAAAGAUGAACUUAACACAGUCUUAGGAACAGAGAGGUAUUAUCCUUAUGACUAAAAGCAGCUUUUAUUCACCCCUGCCUUACGACAAAUGCUUUGUUCCUUUCAGGCAUUUGCACUUACACGUAUGCUAUGACACAGCUUUUUCACUUUGGUAAAACCCAAGAUUGCCCUCACGCUACCUUCUCUGGAAACUGGAUUUGAAAAUAAUUGCUAAUGCCCAGCACAAGGAGGAAAUAGCACACUCAAAUCCUAACUAAUCUCACCAAGCAGGUUGGAGUCCUAGGAAUUUGCCUUACUACGAACAUUAGUCAUUUUCCUCUCAUUAGCAGCGCAAGUUUGACGAUGGCUGAUUCAGUUAUCCCAUUUCCCUGCCUCAGGUUUUAUGGCGCUAGGAUGCAAAGCAUACUUUUGAUUGAACAAGUUCAGUCAGCACCAGGAGUCCAAGGGGCAGGGAUGGAGCAGCCUGUAACUGUCCCACUUUUGACACCUUGCUGUAAACUCAGACUGUUUCUUUGGAAUAUGAAAUGAGCAUCCUACUUGUGCUCCUCAUCAGAAUCUGUUAAGAGAUUCAUGUUGGGAAAUGCACUGGUGCCACACCAAACUUCCGUUCCUUCCUCACUACAAAAAUCUGUUUGAGCACAAAGAAAGUAGCCAUGGAGUUCAGCCUCAAUGCUAGUCUCUUCUUAAUGGGAACCUUUCUUAUUCCCCUGGUUAGCAUUUGGCAAAACUUAGUGCAUGGUCUGGUUUCAACAACAAGGUGACCACAAACAUUCAUCUUCUCCUGAACGACCAAUUUUCUUCACCUUUGUAUUCUUUGGAGAACACAAAGAAAGUUGCAGUGGUUAAUAACCAAGUGUGUUACUCCUGGGAAGUAGUGAAUGUAAUGAAUCAAAAGGCCUCCAGUCUGAGCCAGUGCUAUGAUAAACUCUCUUAGCAGAUCUUGAGACCAAGAGCCAUAAGUAGUGAGGCUGUACUUGAAAGACGAAAGGAAGGUGGGGUAUUAUUUUUAAGGCACAAGCAGCAGCGUAUCUGCCAAGUGAGUGCACCCUAGCCUUGAGGAGUACAUAAGGGUUUGGUUUUGUCCUGAGGGAGGAUGUCUAGAAGACAGGUACCAUGUGGAGUAAGUUUCUUUUCUGCAUUCUUUGCCUCAAACUCUGGUACUACAAAUCCUAGGUGGGAGCAUCCGUUAUUCUGUACCAAAGUUGCAUUAAAUCUGAAAGCUCAGGGCCUUCAUUUGUCAGUGGCACAAUUCAUUAACUGAAACUCACCUGCUGCUCUCUAUCAAGGGCCUGAUCCUGCAGUCACAAGAGAAACAAAAACUCAGCUCAAAGGUUUCUUUUACAAGAAAAUGCAGAAUUGAGCCCCUACUGUUUACAUCUGAAUUACUAAAAGUGGGUUGAGGAUAUAGAGAAGCCAGUCGCGUCCUCACACCCUAGUGCAAUGAUAUUAUUUAUUAGCUUAACUAAAGACUAAGCAGCCUUUUAAAGGAAGAGUUCUACUUGCACCACUGAUUUUUAUCGUCUCCUUUGUAAAGUCUCUUAUCCUGACUACCAGGAGCUGCCUAGUAUGUGCGACUGAAGAAGCACAAGUAAUGGCUUUCAGUCCAAAACUUAUGUUUAAUUAUUUGUGGUUUUAAUUCCUGAUACUGGUUACUGUAUCUACAAAUCUUGCCCAGUAGCAGUGCUCACUCAAUGUUUUAAGUCUCAAAUGUCUAAUGCAGGAGGCUGGCAUUUGGAACGUCAUACAGAAUAUCUUGAUUUUCUAUUUUAGUAAUUAAAGCAUUUUUAACAAUA